AUGGUUGAUUAUCAGACUAAGCCAAGACCGCAGACUGUAUCCCACACGACGCAGUUAUAUUAUGGGCCACAUCAACUUAAAAACAUCAAGAGACAAGUAGAAAGACAGUUUACUAGGAGAAGGCCAAAAUCGGAACCUGCUCGAAGAGUAUUUAUAACACAAUCAAACGGCGAUCCCGAAUUGGAGAUACCAGAUGCAUCGAUGGUUCAUAAAAGCUUGCCAUAUACAACAUAUUCUGCCCGACUUGAAAUGUCCAGACGAUAUGCUUCAAGUUCCAGCCAUAAAAGAACAGCUUCUGCAUCUACUGUGCCUAUGAAGGUACCAGUAUCGCCACAAUCCACCAUUACUUCCCUUCCAACAUUCCAAACAAAACCAAUAGAAAGAGAAGAACCAACGCUUUGCCCACUACCAUUUGCUACUCCUAAAAGUCCAAUCCAAUUCAAACCAGAUACAUUGCCAGGAUAUUACAAAUCUUCUCCUGUGAGAACUCCAAAUUAUGACAUUCCGGAUAAGGUAACCAUUAAACCAGAGCCUCAUCCUUCCUUCACUAAAAUCCAACAAAAAGUUAAAAUUAAUUAUGUGCAAAAUUUAGAAGACUGUAAAGACGAUAAAGUCCCAAGCUAUGAAUUGUUACCUACUGAAGUUGUCAGGAAGAAACCAACGGUUGCACAGCCCGAACGAUUUCUUGCUCGAUAUUCUGAAUUUAAUAAUAGUCGAAUGAGGCAAAAACUAAUGUUUGUUAAAUCGCAUCGAGUUGAUCGGUCAUAUUAUAUGGCAGGUACCGGACUUGAAUUAAAGGCUAGAGCUUAUAAACCAGCUGUUUGUGAGUCGGAAAUUUUAACUUGCACUCCAGUUUCUACUAUAGAAUCUCUUGAAUUUGAUCUAACUACAGAAGAUGGCGAGAGUACAUUGAAUGAGUCUAAGGAUGAACGAUUGCGAGAAGGUGCCAUAGGCCGGCUAUCAGAAGGAACAGAGGAGUCUGAUGUCGAAGAUCAAGAAAAUGAAAUUGAAAAUUUGGCGGAAAGUCUUGCUUUACAUACUUCUCCCAGGAAUCAGUAUGAUAAAAGAGAAAAUUUAAUCUAUCUCGAUAUCAAAAGAAGGGGUGGGAAACCAUUAAGAAAAGGUCUACAGAGUGUUGAGUACGGACAGUUUGUACCCGAAGAUCCAAGUAAUACAAAGUUAAAUCAAGUAGAAACCAAAAUUGUUACUGAAAGCUAUCCUGAGCCCCAAAUCAUAGAACAAGAACCUUCUAGUUCGCUACCAGUAGAUGAAAAAGAGAUUGAACCCAUUAAUGUACUGCAUUCAUUAGGUAUUCAAGGUAGAGCAGCUAAGUUUGUUACCUCCAGAAGAAAACCUACCAUUCCAAGAAAGUCAAGAACACAAAAACUGAAACAAAAAUCGAAAAAUCAACAGCACAAUCUAUCAUCGGUUGCACCGGUUGUUGAUCAGCAUGAAAUGGAUCAAGAUGGAAUGCCAGCGAUAUCACCAUCUAAACCAGAAAAAUCCAUUCUAAGAAAACGUACUUUUAAAAAAUCAAUUACUUCGUCUGCUAUUCAAAUUAAGAAAGGUCUACGAUGGACUCUUGAUGAAGAUGAAGACAACAAUCCACAUAGUUCUAAGGAAGAAAAAGAGCCAGUACUGCCCAAUUACAAUCAUGAUGUUUUUCUCUUUUCCAAGAGGGCUGAGUUUCUUCGAAAUUUACGCAAAGAUACGGUAACCUCUGAUAGUAGUAGUAAACUACCGAAAUGGAGUCUUGCUAGCGACGAUGAAGGGAGCGCAUCGAGAUUGAUUUUGAAGAGUGCUCAACGGCAUAGCGAUAGCUCUUUGAACAAACUGACUCAAAACCUUGCUACAUCAUCAGCAAAAUCCAAGCGAGAAUUAAGAAAAUCGGUUAGCCCUUCUAGCUUAAGGGCAAUUGAUGAAUUGAGUAUCAGUAAAAAGAGUAGUUCCGAUGGAGAAUACCAUCGAAUUUAUGAUGGUGAAAUUGAAGUAGGCAAAAAGAGUCCUUUGAAGAAAACUGGGCAUAGAAAGAGUAAAAGUGGUCGAAGUUCUUCACCAACCCAUAUUUUAAGUGGUACCAUCGUUAGCAAGCAUAAAAAAGAAGAUACUACAAGACGUCGCCAUCUUUCUAGUACUAAAAAUAUUCGCAUAAGAAGUAUUGGAGAAUUAAGUAGUGCUGGUUAUGAUCCAAUUAAAUUAUUACACGACAAUCCCAGCGGACUCAAUAAAUUAGAGUCCUUCCUUCGUUUGCAAUCCAAUAGCGGUUUAUACGAUGAUACUGCUUCCACUAUUAGCGAUCUUAGAAGUGAACUAAGCUUGAUGAUGCAAAGCGACGAUGAUGAUGAUGAGAAUUUCCAAUUGCCAGCCAUGUAUACCUUUACUAGCGAACCGCAGCGCAAGGCAUUUGAAGCUAAAUUUGAGCAAUUGGAUGUUAAUGGUGAUCAUCGCGUUUCAAUAGAGGAAUUAAGGCGGAAAAUGUUUGCCUCUGUCGAUGAUCAUGCGGUUAAAAAUUUGAUGAAUUUAUUUGAUCUUGACGGGGAUGGUGAGAUUGAUGUGCGGGAAUUUAUCGUUAUUGCGUCUUUAAACGAUAAGCUUUCGGGCUCCAGAACUAUCAACGAAGAGGCGCUACUAGAAUUCGACUUGGAUCGAUUAGCUCAUUUAUUACGUAGUUAUAGGGAAAUGUUCUCCUUAAUUGAUCACGACGAAGAUGGCUACUUGUUAACAUCUGAAUUAUCCAUUAUGAUUUCUGCUGCUAUUGGUAUCAAAUUAGGAACCAACAGAAAUUUUGUUCGCAAAUUAGUCCAUUUAAUUGACAAGGAUCAUAGUGGAACGAUCGAUUUUGUGGAGUUUAUGACCUACAUACCAUUUUUUGUUCAGCUUCACGAAGCUGUCGUCAAUAAACCAGUAUUCGAUGAAUCUACAGGAAAGGAUCAAAAAGCAUUAGAAAGAGAGUUCAAGAAAAGCAUUAAAAAGCACCAUCAUUAA
Messenger RNA from Trichoplax adhaerens, 2985 nucleotides. RefSeq lists its product as uncharacterized. NCBI's taxonomy places the organism in Eukaryota, Metazoa, Placozoa, Uniplacotomia, Trichoplacea, Trichoplacidae. The transcript is spliced from 17 exons. The record is from RefSeq and is a predicted model, not a curated record. The coding region runs from base 1 to 2985 and encodes 994 amino acids. Gene Ontology annotation, molecular function: calcium ion binding.